Molecule: messenger RNA, 4258 nt
Organism: Columba livia (rock pigeon)
Lineage: Eukaryota; Metazoa; Chordata; Aves; Columbiformes; Columbidae
Gene: COG6
Product: component of oligomeric golgi complex 6
Exons: 19
Coding region: 76-2019 (647 amino acids)
Biological process (GO): intra-Golgi vesicle-mediated transport
Cellular component (GO): COG complex
Source: RefSeq, a predicted model, not a curated record
CUCGGGAUCACGUUUCCGCCGGGGCCGGUCCGCCAACGCCGCUCCGGGAGCGGGAGGCCGGGCAGGGCCGCAGUCAUGGCCGAUACCGCCGCGCCGCCGGCCGCUGCCCCGGCUCCGGGGCUCCCGGCUGCCCCCGGCAGCAACCCGCUGUCCCGCAAGCUCAACAAGAUCCUGGAGACUCGCCUGGACAACGACAAGGAAAUGCUGGAAGCACUCAAGGCUCUCUCGACCUUUUUUGUCGAAAACAGUUUGCGCACCCGAAGAAAUUUGCGUGGAGACAUAGAACGGCGAAGCUUAGCCAUAAAUGAAGAAUUUGUCCACAUAUUCAAGCAAGUUAAAGAGGAGCUUGAGAGUAUAAAUGAAGAUGUGCAAGCGAUGAGCAGCUGCUGUGAAGAUAUGUCCAGUCGUUUGAAGGCAGCAAAGGAACAAACUCAGGACUUGAUAGUAAAAACCACAAAACUCCAGGCAGAAAAUCAGAGACUAGAAAUGAAAGCACAAGUUGCAGACGCAUUCAUAGCAAAAUUCCAGCUGACACCGGAUGAAAUGAACCUCCUUCGAGGCACAAAAGAUGAGCCAAUUACCGAGGACUUUUUCAAGGCUUUGGGAAGAGUAAAGCAAAUUCACGAUGAUGUCAAGAUCCUCCUCCGGACAAAUCAGCAAAGGGCAGGCUUGGAAAUUAUGGAACAGAUGGCUUUACUGCAGGAGACAUCUUACGAACGACUUUACAGAUGGACUCAAAAUGAAUGCAGGACUUUGACGCAAGAAUCGUGUGACAUUUCUCCAGUUCUUGCUCAAGCCAUGGAAGCAUUACAAGAUAGACCUGUCCUGUAUAAGUACACUUUGGAUGAGUUUGGAACAGCUAGGAGGAGUGCUGUAGUCCGAGGCUUUAUAGAUGCUCUAACGAGAGGAGGUCUGGGAGGUACCCCCCGCCCUAUCGAAAUGCACUCCCACGAUCCUCUGAGGUACGUAGGAGACAUGCUGGCCUGGCUGCAUCAAGCUACAGCUUCUGAAAAAGAACACCUAGAAGCCAUGUUAAAGCUUGUAACUAUUCAAGGUGUGGAAGAAAAUAUUCAAGAAGUAGUUGGGCAUAUCACAGAAGGUGUCUGCAGGCCUCUGAAGGUUAGAAUUGAGCAGGUAAUUGUUGCUGAGCCAGGAGCAGUUUUGCUGUACAAGAUUUCUAAUCUUCUCAAGUUCUACCACCAUACGAUCAGUGGUAUUGUAGGAAACAGUGCAGCGACACUGUUGACAACGAUUGAAGAAAUGCAUUUGUUGAGCAAGAAGAUAUUCUUUAAUAGCCUGAGUCUUCAUGCAAGUAAACUAAUGGAUAAGGUUGAACUCCCACCUCCCGAUCUUGGCCCAAGCUCUGCACUAAAUCAGACACUUAACUUGCUGCGGGAGGUUCUGGCGUCUCACGACUCAUCUGUUGUUCCACUGGAUGCCCGUCAAGCUGACUUUGUGCAGGUUCUGUCUUGUGUGCUAGAUCCUUUGUUACAGAUGUGUACUAUGUCUGCUAGUAAUUUGGGCACAGCUGAUAUGGCCACCUUCAUGGUAAAUUCACUUUAUAUGAUGAAGACUACUUUGGCUCUCUUUGAAUUCACUGACAAACGUCUAGAAAUGCUGCAGUUUCAGAUUGAAGCUCAUUUAGAUACACUUAUAAAUGAGCAAGCUUCCUACGUGUUAACAAGAGCUGGUCUAAGUUACAUCUAUAACUCUGUGCAGCAACACAAACCGGAACAGGGUCCUCUUUCAAAUUUGCCCAGUAUGGACUCCGUGUCUCUGAAGGUUGCAAUGGCUCAGUUUGAUCGCUAUCUGUCUGCUCCAGAUAGUUUGUUAAUGUCCCAGCUGAAUUUCCUUUUGAGUACCACUGUGAAAGAGCAGAUAAUAAAACAGUCGACAGAACUGGUCUGCAGAGCUUACAGUGAGUUGUAUGCAGCUGUGAUGGAUCCUUCAAAUGGAUAUAAGGAUCCAGAAACCAUACUGCACAGAUCUCCUCAUCAAGUUCAGGCACUCCUUUCAUAGUCUUGCUUCCCCGAGAUUUAUCAGAAUCCAUUAUUCUAUAUUUGUUCAGUAUUUACAUCAAGUUAUUUUUCUGUUUUGAAUUUUGAUGUGUAGCUGUAUAGGUAAAAUAUGUAGGAAUGCAGUUUUGUUUAAUCUGCUUGGUGGAAGUCUAGUCUUUCCUGUGUCUUUGAAUACUGUCUAUAGGCCAGAAAAUAGAAUAUAGAUUAAAAAUUAUUUUAAUAUAUUCCUUUAAUGGAAAUUGACCUUUACAAUAUGCAAUCUCUUUGAAAAAGAGUAAAGGAGAAAGAAGCUUUUUCCUUGCUGUACGUAAUCCUUUCAACUAGAGGUUGAGCCAGUGUCUCUUAAAACCUCACCAAUAUUUUUAUUUGUUCUUUUCCCUGUCCUUUCACUCUUUUUCUCAGCCUGUCAUCAGUAGUAAAUGCUGAUAACCAUAAUUUUAGUACAACUGAUAUACUUUGAUUUUCUCAAAUCCAUCACUUUUACAGCUCAUAAAUAAUUUCAGAAUAUUUGAUGCUGGUUUUGAAAUCCUGUUGAUUAAACCUUUGAAGCAAAAUAUGUUUACAUUUUUUUUUUUUGAAUCCAUUAUUGUUGUUGCUAGUUCUGUUAUUUUCUGUAAGAAAAAGAAAUAUUUGAAUUACAUGCAUGUACAUAAUCUGGAACUUAAUGCUUUAAGUUAUUUGUACGAUUUGGUUUUACUGGGAGGACUUUGUUGUAGUGCAAUGAUUCUGUAGGAAUCCUGACAUCAGUUGAAACUUGCAGAUCCCUUAAGGCUGGGACCAAUAACAGUGGAGGUUAUGAAGAUGGUUUUAAUUAGUUAGGAUCACCUGUGGCAGCCACAGGUUGUUCUGGGAAUUGUGCGGAAGCGCCGGGUGUGUGGUUGUUCCAGGCUGAUGCACAGGAAGCCAUGAGGGAAGGUUUUGUUUCUUUCCUCCUGCCGUGCAAAGCUGAACCCGCUCUGUGUAGAAACCAUAAGUAUAUGCUUAUGAUUCAGGGGACCUUUGCUUCCAAUAAAAAGAGGAAAAUAGAUAAGUAGGACAGUUGUUCUCUGUUGGGCCUUACAAUUUUCCGCAAAUUCCUUAACGUAUUGUUUUUUCAGGAAAGCCUUGUUAUAGAGAAACCUUCAGGAAAUAGACUUAGUAAAAGGAAUUUGGGGUGCUUUAGGGUUAGGAUUUUUAAUUGUGUGUGUUCUUUUUCUUUUUUAAGGAUAAUUUAAGAUAACUGUUUCACUGGAAGUAUGUCACUCUUUUUUCCCCUCUUCGUUAUUUUAUGGGUGCCACAGUUAUUACAGUUGCCUGAAUUUACACUCGUAUUAGAUGUGGCUUAUUUAUAUACAUCAAGGGGGAGAUGAGCAGUCAUUCAUAUUGAAUAACUUACAUAUUUUAUUUUUAUCAGUAAUAAUAUUCCCCAUGUAAAAAAUAGAUACUUAGUGGCAGCCAAGUCUUUAGUUUAGUGUAUGCUUGCAAAAGAGCCAGAAAUAGAGAAGAGCAGCAGCAAUACAUUUUAGUCUUUUGGAAAACUCAUUGCACAAGAUGCAUCCAGUGCGCUCAGAAAUCAGUUUCCUUGGUAGUACCACAAUAAAGCAAUAUCUCCUUUUCCAAAUGAGCAUAAUUUGUUUGUAUAAUAGAAAGAGAUUUGAAAGCGUAAGUGUCCCUGGAGUUACUGGAUCAGUCAGAAAUUCUUCUGUAAAUGUGAAUGUUAGAUUUAUUCUCUUUACAAACUCCAGGCCUGUUAGACAGAAGAUUCUAGAAGCUUCAAAAAGCUCUAAUGGAAAAUUAUUCUCUUUUACUAGGUAAGGCACUUGAAAUUACUCAGAUUUUGCAUUACCGUAGUAUAUACUCAGAAAGCUGUUCAUUGUUGCUUAAUAAUGUUAAUAUUGCUUAAUAUGCCUAUAAUUAUUAUCUAAUAUGUGAAAAUUACAUUAGUUGUGAAAGGAUUAUAAAUUAGCUUGUUAUUAGAUUAACAUACUCAAAAGAGUGAACUUUUUCCUGAAUUUGCAUUCAACCUCAGUCUCCAAUAACCAGUCAGUAGUUUGCAUGAGGAUUAGUAAGAACUUGCUUCCUAUCUUUGAGUCCAUGUAGAGACUUAUCCAUGAUUUCGUCUUAAUAAAAAUGCAAAACCUAUAAAAGUUGUAACUUAAAAAAGUUAAAGCCAAUCACUAAUUCUGGUCUGUGCAAUUGAAGUAAAUGACAAAGGGUCACAAAUGAGAAAGAAAGUAAAUAAAAGCAUUUGACUUACUGAA